Messenger RNA from Cylas formicarius (sweet potato weevil), 1440 nucleotides. Its product is annotated as outer dynein arm-docking complex subunit 4. Gene Ontology annotation, cellular component: cytoplasm. The coding region runs from base 113 to 1222 and encodes 369 amino acids. Lineage: Eukaryota; Metazoa; Arthropoda; Insecta; Coleoptera; Brentidae. The transcript has 4 exons. Gene Ontology annotation, molecular function: protein binding. The record is from RefSeq and is a predicted model, not a curated record.
GUUUUUACGUAAAUGGUUCCAUCUGAUCUAAAAAAUUAAAAAAUGUGGUGAUUGACUCUGAGUUUAACGGUGCAGCAAUUCCGACGUUAUAAAAAAAGAAAAAACCAAAAACAUGGCAGAUGACUCUAAACUCAAAGCGGAACGCCGUUUGAGCAUAACGAGAGAGAGCGAACUGCUGCAGCGUUUUGUGCGAAUAAAUGUUAAUGAUGACGACGGAGAAAACAGCAAACAGGACAGGCAGAUGAAGCAAAUAGUUGAACAACAGGAAAAAGACAAAAUACUGCAGCCCGACGAAAGCAAAAAGCAAAGACCACUCUCGUCGGAUACCAGCAAGAAAUUGUCAAAGGAACUUACUCAAGAAAACGAAAAGAAAAAGGGCAAGAAAAGGAGGCGCAGAGGUUUGAAGCACGAGGAGCUUUAUUGUGACAAGGAUAGAGCUGCAGCCGUAAACAUGGGUUCGAAGGACAUUAAACAGUCACUGCGGCUGAAAAGGAAGCAGGACAGAUUUAGGAAUUUGCAGAUUCCGGAGGAAGCGGAGCCGGGCACUUUUCUCGCCCUGGGCAAUUACGAAAUGAGCAGAGGCGAUUUACAAAUCGCCAUAGAUUUCAUGUCUAAGGCACUGGAACUCAACCCGACCGAGAAAAACUCGCUCGUCGCCAGAAGCAAAUGUUACAUCUUGUUAGGGAAGCCGGAAAACGCACUCAAAGACGCCGAAGCCGCUCUCAAAAUAGAUAAAGGUUUCAUAAAAGCAAUUUACCAAAAAGCGGAAGCUCUUUACUAUCUCAGCGAUUUCGAGCACAGUCUAGUGUAUUUCCACAGGGGGUUGCACAUCCGUCCUGAUCACGAAGGCUUCAAAUUGGGGGUGCACAAAGCUCAGAAAGCAAUCGAAAACGCAAUAGGAUCUAUAGGACGCAAUCUUAGCUCUGCUAGAAGCACGAAAUCCAAGGAAUCCAGCAGCACUAAGCAGAGCCCCACGAGUAACGCGAAGUCUAGUCGCCGAUCGACCCCAUUCGCCACAGCCAACUCUGCCAAGCCCAGCAGGCUGCUAAGAGAGCUUGGUACUGACAAGGAUUACCUGGAUGGGUUAUUACUAAACCCUAGUAUUAAGUGUAGCUUUAAGGAGAAUGACGAUUCGAUUCGGAACUGUAUUCGUGAAACCGUCGAAUAUUUGAACGCUAGGCAGGAAUUUUGGAGGCAGCAACUGCCACCUAAUUUGAAGUAGGUUCCUUAAAAUCAUUCAUGAUCCGUAAAAUAUUGAAAUAUAUGCAAGAAAUUUCGCAAAAAUUGAUUUCGACCUAUGUGUUUUUUAUAAAUAUGAAUUAAAAUCAUUGGAUGAUUGGAUUAACGCGUAAGUGCAAGAAAUUGGUUUUUCUUUCUAUGAUUUAUUUUCUUUCAUACUUGCAUUUUCGUUUUAUUCUUUUUAUAGAAAAAUACAUAAUU